AUGGACGUUUCUACUGUUGUGGCUGCUACUUGUGAUGUUGAUGUUGAGCUAGUACUACCACCACCUGCACCCAUUGAACCAGAUAUUCCUGAUUUUGUUCUGCAUCCUAAUGUUGGGAUAAUCCCUAAAACUGGUCACAGCGUUCUUAAUAGCUCUUUUGCGCCUAAAGACAUUGCUAUAGCAGUAGCAAAAUGGGGUGAAAGUCCUAAAAGAUUGAUAAGAGAAAUGGGGCUAGGUGUAGACACAAGGAGGAAAAGGUUGGUACUAGGGAAAAACCAUUUUGCUCAGAUCAAUGAGAGGUCAAUGUCUGGCAUUUUAGGGACAAGAGAAGGUGUCAAUGCAGGCGAUCAAAACGUAGAUCCUACGGUUUGGCCUAGGAUAUGUGAGUACAAUGCACCAAAGCUUUUUGCCCUUGUUGAGAAGGACACCAUGAACCGUACAUUAGAAAGAGUUUUUGGCAUGUUGAGGCCUGGUGUGAAAGGGCAUCUAGCCAAUCUUAAGAGGCAGAAGCGAACGGCAAGCAGAUCACAGCUUCGAACAGUUUUAAAUGAGCACCCAGCUACUGUCCGUCUAUCAGAUGCGGAUGAAGUCAUGCUAUCACUUCCAACAAACAAUGUAUCAUCUAGACUGACAGCGCCCACUAUGGCUGAAAGAUUUAAGCCAUGCACAGGCCCAAACAUUGGUGACAUGCCAAAAACCAGGCUCUCUGGAAUGGAAAGUCAGAUGAAAUUAAGAAGAUAG
Molecule: messenger RNA, 741 nt
Organism: Triticum turgidum subsp. durum (durum wheat)
Lineage: Eukaryota; Viridiplantae; Streptophyta; Magnoliopsida; Poales; Poaceae
Source: the annotation of a GenBank genome assembly